Molecule: messenger RNA, 2091 nt
Organism: Colletotrichum acutatum
Lineage: Eukaryota; Fungi; Ascomycota; Sordariomycetes; Glomerellales; Glomerellaceae
Product: major facilitator superfamily transporter
Exons: 3
Coding region: 179-1843 (554 amino acids)
Biological process (GO): transmembrane transport
Cellular component (GO): membrane
Molecular function (GO): transmembrane transporter activity
Source: RefSeq, a predicted model, not a curated record
CCGCGGAUGACUUCAACCGUGAUAAGACUUUUCCGCGGGAAGCACUAACACCCCUAGUCGUGCCACCGGCUCUUAUCUGUUGCUUUUCGGAGGCAUACCGAAUCGUUACCAACAUGUCUGUAGAUCCGGCACUCAUGUCGCCGAUGAUCCUAUAUAGCUAGAUGUUCCUUAGAUGUAGAUGCAGUCGGGCGACCUGCAUCGCAGCGGCCGAAACACCCUCUCUUCUCGCUCCCAAGAUCAGACUCAACGAAUCAUGAAGACGGAAAUGACCCCCAAAGAGGAGCUCAUGGCCUUCGAGCCAACAAAGGCGCUCGACCUCCUCGACGCAGCCGAAGGCGAAGUAAUCGACCCGGAAGAGAGCUCCGCGCUCCUACGACGCCUCGACUUUCGCCUCAUGCCGCUCCUCUGCAUCACCUACGCCCUGCAGUCCAUCGACCGCACAACGCUAAGCUACGCUGCCGUCUUUGGCAUCCGCGAGGAUAUCGGCCUCACGGGCCCCGAGUUCUCCUGGGCCGGCGCGCUGCUGUACCUGGGCUACCUCUUCUGGGAGUUCCCGACAAACGUGCUGCUUCAGAAGUUGCCCAUUAACACCUUCAUGUCGGCCACGGUGGUAUUGUGGGGCGCCGUGCUCAUGUGCCAUGCCGCGUCGCAUAAUUUUGCUGGGCUUGCGGCGACGAGGACGUUUUUGGGUGCUUUUGAGGCCUCAAUCAACCCGGGUACGAUGUUGCUCUUCUCGAUGUACUACUCGAGAAAGGAGCAACCUGUUCGUAUGGGUAUCUGGAUUGGGUCUGCGGGUCUGGGGUACAUUACGGCUGGUAUCGUGACGUUUGGGAUCGGACAUGUGCAAGGGUCCAUCGCGAGCUGGCGGAUUCUGUUCCUGUUCUGGGGCGCCAUCACAGUGGCUUGGGGGAUUCUCAUGCUCAUCUUUCUUCCGGGCUCACCGUUAACGACCAAGUUUCUGUCAGAGAAGGAGAAGGCAAUGGUUGUUAGCCGCGUCAAGGCUAACGGCACGGGGGUUGAGAACAAGAAGUUCAAAUGGCCUCAGUUCAGGGAGGCCAUGAUGGACCUGAAGACUUGGCUUCUGUUCUUGUUUGCUGUGGCUAGUAACACUCCCAAUGGCGGAUUGACGACAUUCCAAGGCCUCGUCAUCAGGGGUAUGGGCUUCUCGACGCUUCAAACCACUCUCAUUCAGAUGCCAUCAGGAGCAGUACAGCUAAUCCUAUGCCCCUUGGCAUGCUUUUUCGCUUCCUACUACCCAAACGCUCGCAUAGCCAUCAUGCUAACCUGUCUCGCCCCUUUCCUCGCCGGUAUUCUCGGCCUCUGGCUCAUUGACCAAUCCAACCCCUAUGGACGCCUUGCCUGCCUCUGGAUCUCAUUCGCCUACACAGCGACCUGGACGCUCUCCAUGUCCGUCGCCACGGCCAACACCGCGGGCCACACGAAGAAGAUCACGACUAAUGCGAUGCUUCUGAUCGGGUACUGUCUCGGGAACUUCGUCGGUCCCUUCUUCUUCAAGGCGGAACAGGCGCCGCGGUACCCCCUGGGCGUCGCGAUGAUGAUCUUCUGCGUCGGCAUGCAGAUUGGGUGCCUGUGUGGCCUCUGGUGUCUGUUGUGGGUUCGAAAUCGGUCUAGGAGGGCGGAACACGCGACGUCGGAGGAGAAUGAGCAGCAGGCUUAUGAGCGUGGGCUUCUGGACGAGACAGACUUGCAGAACAAGUACUUCAAGGUUCGUGGGCAUCCCUUAUUUGAACUUGAACCUCCGCUAAAGUUUUCCAGUACGUGUAUUGAUAUAUGUGGCACCUCGAGAAGCAAAUCGGACCUUCAGGUCACGCUCGCCUUGUAGAGCAGAAGACUAGAUUUGUCGAAAAAGAACUAAAAAAACGGCACCUCCCAAAACGUUACAAAACUAGCUUAGCACAAAGUGAUAGUUCGCAAAACAGAAUUUCCUGCGAGUGAGAGCUCGCCUUUCAUUAUCCCGGGCAUAUAGCAGUCACUCACUAGGUGGUGUCUAUCAUGCUUACCUGGUAAAACGAAGGUAUCUGGACCGUUAACGUGGUCAUUGUCAUCCCUGAUCGGUCGUAAAAUGAGCGG